Molecule: messenger RNA, 2160 nt
Organism: Lactuca virosa
Lineage: Eukaryota; Viridiplantae; Streptophyta; Magnoliopsida; Asterales; Asteraceae
Source: the annotation of a GenBank genome assembly
CUUAGAGCCUUUGCAGGUUAAAUUUUGGUUCCAGAACAAACGAACACAAAUGAAGGCUCAGCAUGAACGCUUUGAUAACACACAGCUGAGGAAUGAAAAUGAAAAGCUCCAGGCAGAGAACAUACGGUACAAGGAAGCCCUCGCAAACGCCAACUGUCCUAACUGUGGAGGGCCAGCAGCUAUUGGUGAAAUGUCUUUUGAUGAACAACAGUUGAGGAUUGAAAAUGCUCGUCUACAAGAAGAGAUUGAUAGGAUAUCUGGAAUUGCUGCCAAGUAUGUUGGCAAGCCAAUGCUCUCUUACCCUGAUGCAUCGUCUCAAGGACCCUCUCGCUCACUUGACUUACCUGUGCCUAGUUUUAGUCCACAACAAGGGAUGGUAGGCGAGAUGUUUGGAACAAACGACCUUCUUCGGUCCAUGGCUGGCCCUACUGAGGCUGAGAAGCCUAUUAUCAUUGAGCUAGCUGUUACAGCCAUGGAGGAACUGGUUAGAAUGGCUCAGGUUUGUGAGCCCUUGUGGGUUCCAACCUCAAAUAACUCUCAUGAGAUUUUAAGUGAAGAUGAGUAUAUGCGGUCAUUUCCUAGAGGCAUUGGGCCGAAACUAAUGGGAUUGAAAUCUGAAGCUUCAAGGGAAUCGAUGGUCGUCAUCAUGAAUCAUAUGACUCUUGUGGAAAUUCUAAUGGAUGUGAAUCAAUGGUCAAAUGUGUUUUGUGGCAUUGUUUCAAGAGCAAUGACUUUAGAAGUGCUUUCAACCGGAGUGGCUGGCAAUUAUAAUGGAGCUCUUCAAGUGAUGACAGCUGAAUAUCAAAUUCCUUCACCACUCGUUCCAACACGAGAAAACUAUUUCGUUCGGUAUUGUAAACAACAUGGUGAUGGGACGUGGGCGGUUGUUGAUGUAUCCUUGGAUAAUAUGCGCUCAUCAAGUUCAAGAUGUAGGAGAAGGCCCUCUGGCUGCUUGAUUCAAGAACUUCCUAAUGGCUACUCAAAGGUCACUUGGAUCGAACAUGUUGAAGUUGAUAAUGGUCCCGUUCAUGAUAUCUAUAAGGUACUAGUAAACUCUGGUCUAGCAUUUGCUGCAAAAAGAUGGGUAGCCACUUUAGAUAGACAAAGUGAACGACUUGCAAGCGCAAUGGCUAGCAAUAUUCCUGCAGGAGAUGUCGGAGUUAUAAUGUCUCCAGAAGGGCGAAAGAGUAUGUUGAAGUUAGCAGAAAGAAUGGUGUUGAGCUUCUGUAGUGGGAUUGGUGCUUCGACUGCUCACACAUGGACAACUUUAUCUGGUAGUGGAGGAGAUGAUGUGCGUGUAAUGACCCGAAAGAGUGUAGAUGAUCCAGGCAGGCCUUCUGGUAUUGUGCUAAGUGCUGCAACUUCAUUUUGGUUACCAGUUCAACCAAAACAGGUUUUCAAUUUUCUUCGCGAUGAGAACUCUAGGAGUGAGUGGGACAUACUUUCAAAUUGUGGGCAUGUUGAAGAAAUCGCACACAUUGCCAAUGGUCGUGAUCCAGGAAAUUGUGUUUCCCUGCUGCGUGUUAAUAGUGCAAAUUCAAGUCAGAGCAACAUGCUCAUCCUACAAGAGAGUUCAACCGAUUUUACAGGUUCAUAUGUUAUAUAUGCACCAGUGGAUAUUGGUGCAAUGAAUAUUGCAUUAAAUGGAGGUGAUCCAGAUUAUGUUGCGUUGCUUCCAUCUGGUUUUGCCAUACUUCCUGAUGGACCUGGACAUUAUGAAGGAGGAGUUCUUGUUGGUGGAACCGGUGGAUCAUUACUCACCAUCGCAUUCCAGAUUUUAGUAGAUUCGGUUCCUACAUCCAAACUAUCACUACGAUCGGUGGCAACACAAUGGGGAUUUUAUAAGUGGUGUGAAGGAAAGGGGAAAAACAUCUUGGCAGGCGAUAAUUUCUCUGUUAUCUUUAGGAAUAGAUGGAAGAAGUCAAGAACGAACCUGAACGAUCAUUCCUUUAGAAAUUUUCAAGGUUUAUCAAGGUUCGGGUAUUGACUUUGCAUAUCUUGAAGAUUAUAGAGUAAACUUAGACCUUGUCGAGUAAAUACUAGUUAAAACUCUCAAACGCUUCUUUUUUUUUUUUCUCUUGGGUUUCAUUAGAGAUUUUCAGUCUUUUGUGUUUUUUGGAUUAGAAUUAAAUUGGUAACCUGCAUCAAGCUACAGGCAAC